GAUCUUCUUCUGGAUCUUCUUCUGGAUCUUGCUCUGGAUCUUCUUCUGGAUCUUGCUCUGGAUCUCCCUCGGAUCUCCCUCAGAUCUCCCUCCUGCCCGUCACCCGCACCGCCAUGUCUGCCAAGAUCCACCUCACCUCCCAGGACUCGGUCUCGUUCACGGUCGAUCGCCAGGUCGCCGAGCGCUCCAUGCUGCUCAAGAACAUGCUCGACGACAUUGGCGAGUCCGACACCCCCAUCCCUCUUCCGAACGUGAGCGGCAAGAUUCUCGACAAGGUGAUCAGCUACUGUGAGCACCACAAGGAGGACCCCCCGGUCGUCCACGACGAAGAGCGCGAUGCCUACGAUCCCGCCAAGAAGCGAGUCGAUGACACCGACGAGUGGGACUCGACCUUUAUCCAGGUGGACAACGACCAGCUCUUUGAGAUCAUCUUGGCUGCCAACUACCUCGACAUCAAGCCUCUGCUGGACCUGGGCUGCAAAACCGUUGCCAACAUGAUCCGCGGAAAGACUCCCGAGCAGAUCCGCGAAAUGUUCAACAUCGAGAACGAUCUCACCCCCGAGGAGGAGGAGCAGAUUCGACGAGAGAACGAGUGGGCUGCCGACUCGUAAAUCCAAGUCGUCGCUGCUCGUCUCCCUCAGCCUCUCCGGGUCCUGCAUUCCCAGCGCGGGAUUCCCAGUCCCGCAUCCUUGAUACCGGAGUCUCGUUCGUGCACCCUUGAUCCCCCAAAUCCUCAAGCUCGGCAUUUCCUCCUCCCUUUCUCUCCUUCCUAUCAUGUCAACGCUUUUCGAACCCGUUUCCAUCCGCCCUCCCCGGCCUAUGCUUGCGUGUAUUUUGCUCCGUCUUCUCGGGCCAGGUGGGUCCGCCUGGCCGCCAUCCCUGCAGUCGCUGUGGUUCGGCUUUGGCCCGCGUCCAAUACUACUCCUCCGUGGCUGCACCAA
Messenger RNA from Polychytrium aggregatum, 941 nucleotides. RefSeq names its product E3 ubiquitin ligase complex SCF subunit sconC. The record is from RefSeq and is a predicted model, not a curated record. Lineage: Eukaryota; Fungi; Chytridiomycota; Chytridiomycetes; Polychytriales. The transcript has 2 exons. Gene Ontology annotation, cellular component: cytoplasm; nucleus. Bases 114 to 611 code for a protein of 165 amino acids. Gene Ontology annotation, biological process: mitotic cell cycle; SCF-dependent proteasomal ubiquitin-dependent protein catabolic process. Gene Ontology annotation, molecular function: cullin family protein binding.